AUGGGACCUGCAGAGCUGCUGAUUGCUGGCCUGGCCUGGAGCGUGCUGGGGACUGCAGCUGCCACCGAGUGGAGCUGUGCAAAGCCUGCGGAGAUUGAACAUGGCCAUGUGGAGCACCUGGUGGUCAGGUACCGCUGCGACCCCUACUACCAGCUGCGUGGCUCCGGUGAUGUGUGUGGAAAACCGAAGAACCCACCCCGGCAGAUGCAGCGCAUCAUCGGGGGCCUGCUGGCUCUGAAGGGCAACUUCCCUUGGCAGGCCCGGAUGGUGACCCGCCACAACCUCACUGUGGGGGCCACACUCAUCAGUGACCAGUGGCUGCUGACCACGGGCAGGAAUGUGUACCUAAACCACAGUGAGAACACCAGUCUGGAGGAGAUCGCCCCUACGCUGCAGCUGUUCCUGGGCAGCCGGGAGCAGCCUGCCUUGGACAUUGAGCACAUCGUGCUGCACCCCGGCUACCCGCAGGCUGUGGACCUGGCCCUGCUGAAGCUCAAGCAGAAGGUGCUUGUUGGAGAGGAGGUGAUGCCCAUCUGCCUGCCCCAGAAAGACUAUGUGCAGCCAGGGCGGGUGGGCUAUGUCUCAGGCUGGGGCCGUGGUGCCACCUUCGCCUUCUCCGACAUGCUGAAGUACGUGAUGCUCCCGGUGGCUGAGGACAAGCAGUGCCAGGAGUACUAUGGGGCACGGAAUGCAUCCUACUGGGUGCAGCCCAUCCUCAGCAAUGAUACCUUCUGCGUGGGUAUGAGCGAGCUGCGGGAGGACACCUGCUACGGGGAUGCCGGCGGGGCCUUUGCUGUGCAGGACCCCGAUGACAACACCUGGUACGCAGCCGGCAUCCUCAGCUACGACAAGACCUGCACAGCUGCCAAGUAUGGCGUAUACGUGGACGUGCAGCGUGUCCUGGCCUGGGUGAAGGAGACAGUGGCAGCUGGCUGA
This is a messenger RNA of Empidonax traillii (willow flycatcher), 936 nucleotides long. It is a transcript of the gene HP, whose product is annotated as haptoglobin. NCBI's taxonomy places the organism in Eukaryota, Metazoa, Chordata, Aves, Passeriformes, Tyrannidae. The record is from RefSeq and is a predicted model, not a curated record. Bases 1 to 936 code for a protein of 311 amino acids. Gene Ontology annotation, molecular function: serine-type endopeptidase activity. Gene Ontology annotation, biological process: proteolysis; acute inflammatory response. The transcript has 4 exons.